Colletotrichum navitas is the source of this 1579-nucleotide messenger RNA. Its product is annotated as WD domain-containing protein. The coding region runs from base 112 to 1335 and encodes 407 amino acids. The transcript has 3 exons. Lineage: Eukaryota; Fungi; Ascomycota; Sordariomycetes; Glomerellales; Glomerellaceae. The record is from RefSeq and is a predicted model, not a curated record. Gene Ontology annotation, molecular function: protein binding.
UUUCCGCCCUCCCUGGAGAUACCACUCACUCGUAGCCCUUCCACCGGUCCCGUUUUUACAAGUAUUUUCUUUUUUUUAGAGUUCCCGGCGGAGAUAGAUCACCAUUCAAAGAUGCAGUCAUCCAACCAAGAGAACUUCUUUGAGACGGACGCACAGCAGGCCAAGCGCCAGCUGCGAGCCAAGAAGGAGGCAAACACCUUUGGCAACCCGCUGCGCAUGCCCUCCAAGCUCCUGGCCGUCAUCCCGGACCCCAAGAAGCCGCAUGUCUCCGUCUUGGUCGCCGAGUCGGGCGGGCGGGUCUCCCGGGUCGACACUGAGACACGCGCCGUCACGGCAAGGUACACGGGCCCGUCGGUCCCCGUGACGUGCCUCGCGACGGGCGGCGCCUCGGACGGCGUGCUCUUCGCCGGCAGCUGGGACAAGACGGUCUGGUCCUGGGACCUCGCCACGCGCCGCCCGCUCCGCCGGUACGACGGGCACUCGGACUUCGUCAAGGCCGUCGUCUGCGGCCGCCUCGGCGGCAAGCCGAUCCUCGUCAGCGGCGGCGCCGACAAGAAGAUCAUCGUCUGGGACGUCGACUCGGGCCGCAAGCUGCACACCCUCCAGGACCCGACCACCGCCAUGAUGUCGCUGCAGCACCUCGCCGUCGACCCCGUGCUGAGCACCCCCGAUGAGAUGGUCCUCGUCAGCGCCAGCAGCGACCCGCACAUCCGCCGGUGGCGCGUCACCCUCGACUCGUACUCGCAGCUGCCCAUCGACGAUGCGGCGGCGAAGACGACCGGGGCGGGCGAGGAGAAGCUCACGAUCCAGGAGCACGAGACGAGCGUGUACAAGGUCCUCUUCGACGCCGCGGGCGACGAGGUGGACCUCUGGACCGCGAGCGCCGACGGGACCGCCAAGCGCCUGCUGCGCGAGAGGGCCUUCGCCGCCGACGACGUCUUCGAGCACGGCGACUUCGUCCGCGCCAUCGCCCUGGCCGGCGAGUGGGUCGUCACGGCCGGCAUCAGCCAGCAGAUCAAGGUGUGGGACCGCACGUCGGGGGCCCUGCGGGCCGUCGUGGACGCCCACUUUGACGAGAUCACCGACCUCGCCGUCCUCCGCGACCCCGCCGGCCGCGCCGCCGACGACGUGCUGUGCAGCGUCGGAAUCGACUGCACGCUGCGGACGUGGCCGCUGGACGGCCGGGGACUGGACGCCGUCGUCGAGGAGAUCCGGGCGGCGGACGAGGCCGUUCCGGAGGACGGGCAGGCGGAGCCGGCGAAGAAGGAGGGGGGAGAAGGGCUGAUGACGGCCGAGGAGGAGGCCGAGCUGGCGGCGCUGAUGGAGGAUGAUUAGGCACUUCGCCGUUCGAGGGGGGACAAUGUCGUGAUGAUGCCGUGGGAGAGGGGCCCAGGUCCAGACCGCGUCUCCGUACGGGGAUCAGGAGGUUCCCCCGGGCUCUGCGAAUCAUUACAACCGCGACUCGACCAAACAAUGAAACAAGAAAGGGGAAAAAUACUAUUGCUCACAUUUUUUCGUCGCCAGAAAAAAAAAAAGUCAGCUGUGUGUGAAGUCGUGGGUAGAUAAGGCUUUCUGGCCU